AUGAUAAGGAAACAUUUCCUCAACCCAUCUUUCACUACACACACAGGUUGCACAGAGGAGUAUAAGGAUUUCUUCAUCGGGCCAGUCCACGUGGAAGAUGUCGCGUUAGCCCAUAUCACGCUGUUUGAAAACCCGGCUGCAUCCGGGAGGCACCUCUGUGUGGAGCCCAUAUGUCACUUGAGCGAUUUCGCGUCCCAAGUCGCGGAGCUCUACCCCGACUACGAAGUCCCGAAAUUACCUGAGGACACGCAGCCUGGGCUGGUGAGGGUGGAGGCGGUGCCGAAGAAGCUGAUGGCACUGGGCCUGCAUUUCACUCCUUUGGAAAAGAUCAUCAAGGAUGCAGUGGAGAGCCUCCGGAGAAGAGGAUGCAUCGCCUGA
This is a messenger RNA of Triticum turgidum subsp. durum (durum wheat), 378 nucleotides long. The record is from the annotation of a GenBank genome assembly. Lineage: Eukaryota; Viridiplantae; Streptophyta; Magnoliopsida; Poales; Poaceae.